Molecule: messenger RNA, 2596 nt
Organism: Daucus carota subsp. sativus
Lineage: Eukaryota; Viridiplantae; Streptophyta; Magnoliopsida; Apiales; Apiaceae
Product: isoamylase 1, chloroplastic
Exons: 18
Coding region: 63-2450 (795 amino acids)
Biological process (GO): carbohydrate metabolic process
Molecular function (GO): hydrolase activity, hydrolyzing O-glycosyl compounds
Source: RefSeq, a predicted model, not a curated record
AUUAUUUUGGCGUGAAGUAAAAUGAGAAGUGGAGUUGAGCAAUCAAGCUGGGAUAGUCGAAGAUGCUGCUUGUUCUACAGCCCUCCACCUUCCACUAUAAUCCUACUUCAAGUAGUAAAUUAUUGUAUAAUAAUACUAGUAGUUUCCAUUGCCAUGUGAAUCUCAAAACCCUAAGGACGGACGAGAGUAAGAAGAACUUAAUUGUUGGUUGCGCCGGAGGCGAGGGUCAAGGCGUGGCGGUGGAGGAGAAAAAGACGUCGUCGACGACGACGACGACGACGAUUCCUCCCGGAAUUGAAGUAUCCCAGGGCUAUCCCACUCCAUUAGGCGCCACGUGUCGUGAUGGUGGUGUUAAUUUCUCCAUUUCUUCAACUAAUGCUUCUGCUGCUACUCUUUGCCUAUUCAACUCUCCUUCGGAAUUGUGCAAGAGAACAGUGAGUGAGCAGAUCUCCCUGGACCCGGUUACCAAUAAGACUGGGAAUGUCUGGCAUGUGUUUCUCCGAGGACAUGAUUUUGAGGGAAUGUUAUAUGCCUACAAAUUUGAUGGCAUUUUUUCUCCUCACCAGGGACAUUACUUUGAUUCCUCCAACCUUUUGAUCGAUCCUUACUGUAAAGCUGUUGCAAGCAGAGGUGAGUUUGGUGUUUUGGGACCUGGAGAUGACUGCUGGACCCAAAUGGCCUGUCAAAUACCUACUGCUGAUGACGAGUUUGACUGGGAAGGAGAUUUACCCUUGAAACUUCAGCAAAAAGAUCAAGUAAUUUAUGAAAUGCAUGUUCGUGGAUUUACAAAGCAUGAAUCAAGUAACAUAAAACAUCCUGGUUCAUACCUUGGGGUAGUUGAAAAGCUUGAUCAUUUGAAGGAACUUGGUGUCAACUGUAUAGAGUUAAUGCCAUGUCAGGAGUUCAAUGAGCUGGAGUACUAUAGCUACAACUCUGUCUUGGGCGAUUACAAGAUGAACUUUUGGGGUUACUCGACUGUUAAUUAUUUCUCACCAAUGGCAAGGUACUCAGCAGCUGGCGUUCACAAUUUUGGCCUUGGUGCAACAGAUGAAUUCAAACUUCUUGUUAGAGAAGCACAUAAACGGGGAAUUGAGGUACUUAUGGAUGUUGUUUUUAAUCACACUGCUGAAGGAAAUGAGAAUGGUCCCAUAUUGUCGUUCAGAGGUGUUGACAACAGUGUAUACUAUAUGCUUGCACCUAAGGGAGAGUUUUAUAACUAUUCAGGUUGCGGGAAUACCAUAAAUUGCAACCAUCCUAUUGUGCGACAAUUUAUAUUGGACUGCUUGAGGUAUUGGGUAAUGGAAAUUCAUGUGGAUGGAUUUCGCUUUGACCUUGCAUCCAUCAUGACCAGGGGUAGCAGCCUCUGUGAUGCGGUAAAUAUAUAUGGAGAUCAAUCUGAAGAUGACAAACUGACAACUGGCUCUCCUCUCUGUAACCCACCAUUAAUUGAUUUGAUAAGCAAUGAUCCAAUACUUCGUGGAGUCAAGCUUAUUGCUGAAGCAUGGGAUUGCGGUGGUCUUUACCAAGUUGGAAUGUUUCCUCACUGGGGCAUCUGGUCAGAAUGGAAUGGAAAGUAUCGUGACACCAUACGGCAGUUCAUCAAGGGAACAGAUGGGUUUUCUGGAGCAUUUGCCGAGUGCCUUUGUGGGAGCCCUAAUUUGUAUCAGGAAGCUGGAAGGAAACCAUGGCACAGUAUAAAUUUCAUUAGUGCUCAUGAUGGUUUUACUCUGGCUGAUUUAGUGACGUACAAUGACAAGCAUAAUUUGGCAAAUGGAGAAGACAACAAUGAUGGGGAAAAUCAUAAUAAUAGUUGGAACUGUGGGCAGGAAGGAGAAUUUGCAAGCUUCUCUGUGAAGAGAUUGAGAAAACGACAAAUGAGAAACCUGUUUCUUUGUCUCAUAGUUUCCCAAGGUGUCCCCAUGAUACAUAUGGGAGAUGAAUAUGGUCAUACCAAAGGAGGGAACAACAAUACAUAUAGCCACGAUAACUAUAUAAAUUACUUCCGUUGGGAUAAGAAGGAUGAAUCCUCAUGUGACUUCUUUAGAUUUUGCUGCCUGAUGACCAAAUUUCGCCGGGAAUGUGAAUCACUUGGAUUAAAUGACUUUCCGACAGCAGAGAGAUUACAGUGGCAUGGUCAUUCCCCUGGGGUUCCAGAUUGGUCUGAUGCUAGCCGAUUUGUAGCCUUUUCAUUUAUGGAUUCAUUAAAGGGAGAGCUGUAUGUUGCCUUCAACACCAGUCAUUUACCUGUGACUGUUAUGUUGCCUGAACGGCCUGGUUUUAUUUGGAAACCUUUGGUAGAUACCAGCAAGCCUGCACCGUUUGAUUUCCUUUCUGAUGACCUUUUGGAUAAAGAGGUAGCUAUCAAGCAGUAUUCGCAAUUUCUUGAAGCUAAUCUGUAUCCUAUGCUUAGUUACUCAUCAAUAAUUCUGUUACUUGCUCCUGAUGAUUGAGAGAAAAAGUUGGUAAAUAAUAUUCCCUGAUAUUAGGCACUGCGAUUACAAAUCCAUAGAAAUGUAUAUAACAGUAGCCAGAUUUUUAUAUUGAGUAUUGACAGAUAAACUGGAAACUCAAUUCAGCAGAUAAUUUUACUGUAGUA